AUGUUCGUGGUAGUGAACCAUACUCUCACCGAGGAACACCCCCAAGACGGUCAAAUCCCGGACUCCGAGGAAGAUGAGCAGGAAAAUCUAAAGCGCGGACAGCGCCGUCUUUCACCCUCCCUCUCACCAUUUGGGGUUGAGGAGUGGGAGGAGGACCAAGGAAGAUAUCGUCGAUCGCUGUCGCCUUCACCCGACCAGGUAAGAGCUUUGAUCGCGAGGUUUGCACUCGACUACGGCCCACAGGGCAGUGGAACCUCACGGUGCGCUCGCAAACGCAAGAGAUCGGUUUCAUCGGCUUCCUCUCUAGUCGUCGGACCGCCUAGUCCAGCCAGCUACGGCACAUUAGACAAUACGAAGUCUCGCAAGCGCAAAAGGUCGGUUACAUGGACUUCCUCUCAACUCGACAACCCCGCCAAUCAAACCAAAGAGUCCACUUUCAAAGGUCUCAUCAUUCACAAGAGCCGCCCUCAAGCAAUGGACUUCGCCUUGGAAGCCGACAGACCGCCGUUCAGAACGAAGAACACCUUCCGCCACAUCUUUUGGACAGAUGGAUCUAUCAUCCGCCAGAACGCAGCAGGGUCAGUGGUGUGGCGCAGUCCGCCUGGUUUCAAGAGCUGGGACCACCGCAGCUUCUGGGUCCCCUUUGAGACACCUUGUACGGAUCUGGUGGAGAUGUUUGCUAUUUCCAACGCGUUAUUGCUGGCGACCUAUCAAGUCCAGGAAUCCCAAUCAGAGGUCAACUCCAAGAAUUCACAGAUCGAGGGCGGGGGCCAAAUUCAGCAGCCCCAGCUCCUCCACCAAGUCUUUGUUUUUACUGAUUCUGUUGGGGCCCUCACGAGAAUUGAGAAUGAGGCCCAGGGGAGACACUCACCCGCUUACUGUGAUGAGGCACACGCAAUCAUCAACUACAGCUCUCAGCUCCAAAGUCUGGGCGCCACGCUAGAGUUACAUCUAGUUCCUGGACAUUCAAGUGUUCCGGGCAAUGAAAGGGCUCACCGGGUUGCAAAAAAGGCGGCUCAAAGCCUCACAGAAAGCCGCGGAUUUUCAGGGCCAGCAGAACGUCGUCAUGGUCCCAAGCCUACAGAUGAUCAGGUGUUGAGACCAAUUAAAUUGGCUGAUAGCCAGGCCAUAAGUGGAAAGAAUUCGACACCAGCGAUUCCUCACUAUGACCUCCAAAGCAUCCAAGAUCCAGCCUUGGGCUCAGAUGACUCAACAGAGUCAAUUAUCUCUUGGACACCCCAGUGGUCGGCAGACCAGAAGAUACGGAAUCGGCUCAGCUAA
Messenger RNA from Penicillium macrosclerotiorum, 1281 nucleotides. RefSeq lists its product as uncharacterized. NCBI's taxonomy places the organism in Eukaryota, Fungi, Ascomycota, Eurotiomycetes, Eurotiales, Aspergillaceae. The transcript has 3 exons. Gene Ontology annotation, molecular function: nucleic acid binding. Bases 1 to 1281 code for a protein of 426 amino acids. The record is from RefSeq and is a predicted model, not a curated record.